AUUCACAUACAUGAAGCAUACAUUGCUUUUAUGUUGAAAUGUUUUAUAUUAUUUUAUAACUCCACUCAUUGAAAUUCUUUGUUCAAAGUUGCCUCAGUGACAGGAACCGACCACUUGAGGCAGCAGUGAACCAGCCGGUGGUAUCCUGAGUUAAAAUCACUCAUUUUCUCUAUUGACUUUGGUGUGGGACAGUAAGUGGACCAGCAGCAGCAGCAGCAGUGUCUAUAAAUCACACCGAGAUUCUCUUUACACGCGGCACCGCCCACCUCUGCACCGCGGCUCUCUCUCUUUUUCUUUCCCUCUCUCUCUCUUUCUCUCCCUCUCUCUUCGGGACAUCCUAGUGUGCGCGUUCACAUACGUGUGCAUUGUCCUCGCACCCUUCGAUUGGUCAGUAACUCUUUCCUCCCAGCCUCCGAUCGCCCAAUCACGGAACGCGUCUCACGCGCCGCGUCGCUUUGCUUCAAUUCUGCCGCUGCUGCGCUUCUGCCGCUGCUGCGGUGCGUCGCUGCAUACCGACAGAGGGAGAGAGCAGAACGUGCUCAUCCUCUCCACAGCUUCGCUCCUUCUGAACGCAUUUGUUUCCCUCCUCCUCCAAGAACACUGUCUCAGUGUGUUCGUGGACGAUAAUCUGGAACAUCCGGCUGAAAAAAAAGAAUAAAAAUCUGGAAUGUUCGUCUGACACCGCCGCGGAGGGAAAACAGCAGGUUCUCACUCUACUGUUGUUUGUCUCAUUGUAUGAAGAAGAGUGGAUUCACUCAUGGUUCCUCUAGACGGACUCUGAUCUUCAUCCUCCUCCUCCUCCUCCUGCUGCUCCUGCCGUCCGUCCGUCCACGGUUUUCCGAUCUUUUCUCCAUCACCAACACGCCGCAGCGGUGCUGAUACACCAGGAGCACCGGAGCAGUUUUACCGGAGAACAUCCAGAACAUCACCGAUCAAACCUGGACCAGGAUGAAGCGGUUCCUCCUGCUGCUCCUCUCGGCUACUCUUCUCCUGCUUCUCCUCACCGCAGGGUCCAGUGUGAGUGGAGCAGAACUUGGACACCUGCCUGAUAACAUUACAGUGUUGGAAGGAGACAGCGUCACCCUGAGAUGCCGGAUCGAGGAAGAAGUGACUCACAGGGCGUGGCUGAACCGAUCCAACAUACUCUACACGGGGACAGACAAGUGGACGCUGGACAAUCGUGUGACUAUGGCCAACAACAACGACAGUGACUUCUCCAUCCACAUUGAGAAGGUGCGGGUAUAUGACGAGGGUCCCUACAUCUGCACCUUCCAGGCCAACAACCGGCCCCUGGUCACGCAGGUCUACCUCAUCGUACAAGAGCCUGAUCCUUUUUUUUCUGCCGUUUUCAGUUCCGCUCGAAUCGUCAACGUUUCCAGAAGCGUGUCAGUGAACGAAGGGGAAAAUGUGAACCUUUUCUGUCUGGCAGUCGGUCGACCUGAACCUACAGUCACCUGGAAGGAGCAGGAGUACGGUCUGAUGAGUGAAGGCGAGUUUCUGGACAUCACAGAAAUCAAACGGCAGCAGGCCAAGGACUACGAAUGCAUCACCAACAACGGAGUGGCUCCACCCGAUCAACACAAAGUCAAAGUUACUGUCAACUAUCCUCCAAUGAUCACAGACAUGAAGAAUAUGCCUGCACACCUGGGUAAGACCGCCAUCCUCCGCUGUGAAGCUAUGGCUGUUCCUCCAGCUGCCUUUGAGUGGUACAGAGAUGAGCACAGACUGGACAGUGACAACACACUGAGGAUCAAGAAUGAAAAAACCCGCUCGCUGCUGCUCUUCACCAAUGUCACAGAGAAACACUUUGGAAACUACACCUGCUCUGCCUCCAACCGCUUGGGAGCUUCCAAUGCCAGCAUGCUGCUUUUCAGACCAGGGGCCAUUCAAGGCCGAGGGACAGCUCUAACCUCAGGAGCCAGUGGCGCCAUCUGUCUUCUGCUUUCACUGUCCUGUGCUUUUUUUCUGCUGAAGGCAUAGAAACGAAAAAAAAGAAAAAAAGCAGAAAGCUGGAUCUGGAAUAUUCCUUGAAAAGUCUCCAAACUCCCGACCCUCACUUGACCCCUCCCAUCCCAGAAGGAAGAAAGAAAAUUAAAAUUUUUAAAUUUUAAACCCAUCACUGUGAACAUGAAGAAUAUAUGCAUUAAUGCAGAGCCAUCCAUUCAUCAGGAACAACAGGAACACAAAAACAAAAAGAAAGAAAAAAAAACACAGAAACAUCAGCACUCGUCCACUUAUCUUUAAUGUCUCCCUCCCUCUCUCUCUCUCUCUCUCUCUCCCUCUCGCCCUGAGGUCAGACGACUACAUCUUUUCUUCCAUGACAACGCGACAUUCCUCUGUCUGAUUGAACACUCAUAGAAUCACUGAUUGAUUCCUAAAGUCAAUAAUCAGCAGCAGCAGCAGCAGUGUGAUGUUGCUGGGAGAAAGUGGGCGGGGCCAUUAGCUACAGAACUUAGGCCUCAUUUAGCCCUCUUCAGCUGCACCAGCAGCUUGAAGAGCCUGUCUGAUCUGCUGGUGCAGCUGUAGCGGGCUAAAGGUGGGUUAGCAUGAGUUAGCACGUGUUAGCAUGGAUAGUUUACAAGACUCAAGAGUCAGAAAUCUUUGAUGAAAGUAAGAAUUCAUCUUAGAACUCCAGGCUCAUAGUUCUUGGUACUGUUUUACUAGAGAAUCUGUUUUAACCAACCUCAAAGUGCCAGUAACAGACUCGCCCUCUAGUGGCAACUGAGUGCAGUUGUUUCUUUCUUGUUGGGAACUGUUGUUAAAUUGGAAAGGUUUGCCUCUCUCUUCUGGCUUUGAAGAGAAAAUCGAUUUCUCAGUCAGUGCACUGAGAUAGGCAGCAGGUGGCAGCAUUUUUCAAAGCUUUUCCAAUGCAGAAAACCUUUUUUGUUUCUACUUCCUGUAAGUUUCUGUGGCAUUCUUAACUUUAAACACUGGAUGUGUAAAAAACUUUUAUGCAAGAUUUUAAGAUUAUUUUUUUAAUUUGUCUAUUUCUGUAUUUUUUAGUCAAAGUUGUGGUUUUACGACACAGCUGGACAGACGUCAGAGUUUGUCCCCAUGUUGUAAAUUGUCGUCUGACCUCAUCGUUACUUCCUUUUCCCCUCUCUCUCUGUUUCUAAGAGUUCAUGGUCUUUGCUCCGCCCAAAGUCUUGGGCUGCUGUUGUUGUUUCUGACAGUGAAGAUGAUUGAUUACUGUCAUGUGAUCAGGUGAGAGGACAGAUCAUUCAACAUGCGGACGAUCAAUCGAUUGUUGAUGGAAUUAAUAAUGACUGGACUGUGAUGUUUACUUGGAUUCACGUCAGAUCGUUGUCAAACUGAAAACAAGUGGAAAAGAAUUAACUCAUUUCUCGUGCACGCGCGCACGCACACACAUACAGUACAUACACACACGUGCACUGUGUUUGUAGUUCUAGCUGUGCAGCAGCUCAGCUGUUCUGAAUGAUGUCAAAUGCAUAAAAAAAAAAAAGUUGUGACUUCAUUUUCAGUUUUAAAGGGACAGUUCACACAGUGGUCCGGAGACAAUUAUGGUGUCAGUACUAGCUUCAGACACUGAUUUUCUCCAUGGACUUUGGUCUGUGAGCUAAAAUCACUGAUUUGUCUUUGUUGAACAUAAUCAGAUCUCACACGAGAAGUUGAACUUUCCCUUUAAAAAAAAACAUUUCUUUGGAUUCAGUUUUUUUUUCAUAUGAAUGUCGUCACAACUCUUUACUGUUUCUGUCACAAUAGACUAUCCCCAUUUCCUGUCGUUCUUACGUGUGACUCUCCUGUUGCCCGACCCCUACUGCAGUGUAAAUAUCUAUUCCAAAGCCAUUCCUCUCCGCACCCCUUGUUUCCCAUCAUGCCUUGCCUUGGCUGCAGCAGGACUCUGAAUCAGCAGAGACACUGAUCACCAGUGACCACAAAUGCAAACAAGACUUCAGGUCCCAAAGCUGCAGUGCUAUGGCGCCACCUUCUGUGUCACUUGUUGAUAGCAUGUCCCCAGUUUAAGAUGUUACUUCCUGUCGUGAAUCUGUCCCCUGGUCCCUCCCUCUGUCUCUGCACUGUGUCUGUUUUGCCCACUGCAAGUUUCCUGUUUCCACUUUUUGGUGUUAAUAAUAAAAAUAAUGAUAAUAAUUAUGAAAAAAAGAUGAUGAUGUUGAUGAGUAAGUAUUUGAAUAUGAACAAUGUGAGGAAAAAAAUCCUGAUGGUGUAAUGAAUGUGUUGAAAAACAAGCUUUUUUAUACUCUUGUCCUGGAAGUUAAAAACUACGGAGACCAGCAGGGGACGAGGAGGAAUCAAAUCAUCUUUACCAAAAGUUUUCAUCUCCAUAAAUACAUAUGUUUGUGUUACAGUUCAGGUCUGAGUCCAUAAUGAUUAGGUUUUAGUUCUUAUUAAAAAUAUAUAUAUAUUUAGGUUGCCUUUAAGCCAUCUGGAAAAUGAUGUUAACUUUUGGUUCUCUCUCUGUGUGAGUAUUAACAGCUGUAAACCAGAGGACAGGUCAGACAAGAGUCAGGUUCAUGUUUGGAGGAAAUGAUGAAAUUUACAAAACUCUCAGUUUUGUAAGUUUCACUUUUUUUUACAAAUACAAUUUUUUUAGUCCUUCCACACUCUUUUAGGUUUGAGUGUGUGCUUUUUGUGAAGGCAUGUUGGUCCUUCUAUAAUGAUCAUGACUUAGAACUUUUUAUUACAUUUUUUAAAAACACCACUUUCAGUAUGAACUUGUUAUAAAGCACACAGUAGAUUCUUGGAUUUAUUUAUUUUUAUCCAGGGAAAUUACUGGGUUUUUUUUCCUUCUUGUCUCCUCUGGGCUUCCACACAAACACAGACAUCAAACGUUUUUAAAAUGAAAGUGAAAAAUGUGAACUUAUCGGGGUUUUUUUCUCUAUUUAACCACAACAAGCUUUUUAAAAUCUUUUUUUUAAUUUGACUCCAGAUUCAGUCUGAUCAUCAUUUGUUCAAACGUAUAUGUUUGUAGACAGUUUCAGUCGCUCUCUCUCUCUCUCUCUGUCACACACACAAGUAAACACACCGACUCUCAGCAGAUUUUUCUUCUAUCAAUGUGUGUGUAAUUGUUUGUUUCCGUCUCUGGAACAAUCUGGAUCUGUCUCUCUCUGUCCUGGUUUCCCACCACAGAGAGGUCAAGAUGAAAUUAGCUACUGUAUAGGUAUUGGCAAAUGGUUAAGAAAAGUCUUCUUCAAAGACGAGCACAAACUGUUGAAGGAAAUUCCGUGCCCCCCCGCCCACUUUCUCUCUUCUCCCCCACACACAGAGACACGUACGUUUAUGCAAAUGUCUCAUCAAGAGUUUGCACAGAAAGAAGAGAGUGCAUGUGACAGUGCCGAGUCCUGUGACCUACUCCACUGUCUGAAUGUGUCUUUGUUUUGAUAUUUUUUUGUUUGCAAACCAGCAAUAAUCCCUUGACUUUACUGUGCUACAGGUAUGAGACUCUGUUCCUGGAUCAAAGACUAGGGGAUAGAACCAAAAACAAAGUGGUUCCAGUUAGAACUAGCUGUGCUGUACGGGGCCCCAUGCUGCUCAAAGCAGCCUCAUACACAGAAGGAGGAGUUUCAGUGAAAACAUGGCUGCCAACAAGUAAACUUUAAAAAAAAAAAA
This is a messenger RNA of Cynoglossus semilaevis (tongue sole), 5589 nucleotides long. RefSeq names its product IgLON family member 5 (gene iglon5). The transcript is spliced from 8 exons. Bases 949 to 1980 code for a protein of 343 amino acids. The record is from RefSeq and is a predicted model, not a curated record. NCBI's taxonomy places the organism in Eukaryota, Metazoa, Chordata, Actinopteri, Pleuronectiformes, Cynoglossidae.